Messenger RNA from Cinara cedri, 336 nucleotides. NCBI's taxonomy places the organism in Eukaryota, Metazoa, Arthropoda, Insecta, Hemiptera, Aphididae. The record is from the annotation of a GenBank genome assembly.
AUGAACUCGCACACCCGGGGUCGGUAUAAUGACGCGACGUCUCGGGGCCGCGCUCGCCGGCGUGAUGGUCGGCAAUUCGCGUGCCGGGGGCGCCGGCCGUUAAAACGGUCUGGUCGAAGAGGAGAACUCGAUAUCGGGCAAACGGCACGUCGGGCGGACAGUGUUUGUGGUGCGAAUACCGCGGUGGAAAUACGUGAACAAGCGGUGGAACCGAACGUAGACUGUAUACGAAGAGAAGCGACGGAGGAAAGUGAUAUGUGGCGACGGAUUCACUCGUGUAUGGCUGCAGGUCUUAGUGGCCGAAAUCCACGAGUAGGAGGAAAAGAAGGCGCGUGA